AUGGCUGCCGAGGGGAUUCGGCUGCGGCCGGCGCUGCCGCCGUUGCUGCUGCUGCUGCUGCUGCUGCUUCUCGUCUCUUGCGGCGGGGUGUUCCCGCGGAGCUCCGCGGGGCCGCGCUACUCCCCCGAUUGGGCCAGCCUGGAUGCGCGGCCGCUGCCCGGCUGGUUCGACGCGGCCAAGUUCGGGAUCUUCGUGCACUGGGGGGUCUUCUCGGUGCCAGCCUGGGGCUCGGAGUGGUUCUGGUGGCACUGGAAGGGGCAGCUCCGGCCGGACUACGAGCACUUCGUCCGCCUGCACUUCCCUCCGGGGACCUCCUACGCCGACUUCGCUCCGCGCUUCUCCGCCGUCGACUUCCAUCCGGAGGACUGGGCUCAGCUCUUCCAGGACGCCGGGGCCAGGUAUGUGGUAUUUACUGCUAAGCAUCAUGAAGGCUUCACCAACUGGGGAUCGAACGUGUCCUGGAACUGGAAUUCAGUGGAUACUGGUCCCCACCGUGACCUGGUUGGUGAUCUAGGAGAGGCUGUCCGAAAAAGAAACAUAUCCUUUGGACUGUAUCACUCCCUUUUUGAAUGGUUUCAUCCACUGUAUUUACUGGACAAAAGUAAUAGCUUCAAGAGCCAAUUUUUUGUCUCCGAGAAGACUCUUCCAGAACUCUAUGAACUUGUUUUAAGAUACAAGCCGGAUCUUGUUUGGUCGGAUGGCGACUGGGAAGCUCCAGAUACUUAUUGGAAUUCAACUUCCUUCCUUGCCUGGCUAUACAAUGAUAGCCCAGUUAAGGAUACCGUGGUGGUGAACGAUCGAUGGGGCAUCAAUUGCUCCUGCAAACAUGGGGGCUACUACAACUGUCAGGAUAAAUUCGAGCCCAGCUCUCUGCCAGACCACAAGUGGGAGAUGUGCAGCUCUGUGGACCAAAAGUCGUGGGGAUAUCGCAGCAACAUGCAAGUUGGUGAAGUCAUGAAUGAGUUUUCCAUUAUUCAGCAACUGGUGCGUACUGUCAGUUACGGAGGAAAUUACCUUCUCAACGUGGGGCCCACCAAAGAAGGACUGAUUGCUCCAAUUUUCCAAGAGAGGCUCCUGGCUGUUGGCAUGUGGCUGAAGGUGAACGGAGAGGCCAUAUAUGAAUCCAAGCCUUGGCGGACGCAGAAGGAGAACCGCAGUGAGGAGACCUGGUACACCUCAAAAGGGCCGGCAGUCUAUGCUAUUUUCUUGGUGUGGCCAGAAGACAAUGUGCUGACUCUUUCAUCACCUGUUGUGUCUGCAAGUACUCAAAUCACAAUGUUGGGAUUCUUCAAGCCUUUAAAAUGGCAGUCAUCACCACAACAAGAAUUGCAGGUCUUCUUGUCCUCAGAAAGUCGUUGGCUUCUCCCAAUCAACAACGGCUGGGUUGUGAAACUACUUGGAGUAUCCUAAUGGGAAACAAAUCGCAGAAUGACUGUCCAUCCUUUUUAUCUCGUGCUUAAACCUGGUAAUUAAGAGAGCCUGAACAAAUCUGGAAGAAGUUCCACAUAAAAGAAUGCUUUAGCAUUUCCAGGCUGGCCAUCCUUGUGCUUACCAUUUUCAAAAGGAUGGUUGUAAAUUAAGAGAUCCAGCUUGAGUUAAUCUCGAUGUAACACAGAAAGCCAAAAUUGGGCUGAGAAACAUCGAAACUUUGCUUCAGUGAAAAGAAAAAUGUCUACAUUUUCUGAUGCAAAAUUGGCUGUGGAAGAGGCCUUGAAAUGCCAUUUUUCCCAGGAGCUGGUUUUGAAAUGCAAAUCUACUUCACUCAGUUAGUCCUGGAUGAAAAAAAUUAUAUGAGGUUAACUUCAGAAGGUGACUUCAAAAGCCUCCACAGACGUUCUGCUUGAGGCGGAACAGAGAAGCCUUGAAGCUACGCUUAAAAAUAAGCAGGGGAUAAGGGAACGCUGAAUGAUCUGGGACUGCUAAUAGCAAACCACUAAUAAUAGAUCCCAUUAUGGGGCAAUAGAGAACGAUAUGCCAGGUGUACUGAAAUGAUGAAAUGACUUGAGAAGAAAAAUAAUGUCAUUCUUGGAAAGCAGAGUAUUAUGAUACGCGGUUUUGUUUUUGGGGAUUUCAAUAUCGGCCAAGGCAGAGAGCUCUCCUGGAAUAGGGUCUAAUGCUAUGUUUGUUUUCAUGAAAGUUACAUUUAAAAAAGAAAUCCUAUCUACUGGUUCCAUCUGUGGAGGUGACAGAUAUAGUCCUUUCUUACUUUUUAGUCUUUUGUUGGUCAUUCUUGCAUCCAGGCAAGAUUUGGUAGCUCAAAAGAUCCAGUUGAAACAAUUUGAUUGCAGAAAGUACGGUUUCAGCAACAGAGUGGUCAAUACCUGGAAUGCACUACCUGACUCUGUUGUUACAUCCUCUAACCCCCAACUCCUUUAACCUCAAACUAUCCACUAUUGACCUCACCCCUUUCCUAAGAGGUCUGUAAGGGGCGUGCAUAAGUGCACAAUUGUGCCUGCCAUCCCUGUCCUAUUGCCCCCAUUUAUUCGUACCUAUUUCUUGUGUUCAUACCCAUGUUUAUUCUUACACCUAUUAUCUUGUAAGCAAUUGACAAAUCAAAUAAAUAAAUAAAAAUAAACUGCAUAUUUACUAAGCCCCUUUCAGCCAUAGGUUUCAGCCAAUGGUUCUCUAUUUGUCUACAUCUACUUUCCUCGCGGGCUUCUCAUGCAAUCUUCCUUUGCUACUACCUUCCCUUUUGAUUUUGUUUUUUUAAUAGACUAGGAUAUAGGUGAUGAAAUACACUUCUGUUCCAUCCCUCAAGGAUGGUUCUGGUUUUCUAAAUGCAAACCAGUCAUAUCCUUGUUCAGGAAAGAAAAAGUAUUUAGUCACAAGAUGGAGCAGUGGAGUCUAAACUGAUGUUUCUCAUUUAGACACUGUAAGAUGAGAGCACCUUUUCCCAAUAAACUGAUUUUCCCCUUGCAAAUUAAUGUAACCCAGAUGGUAAGGAUCAAGGAGCUGGCCUGAUACUCUCGCAAUCAGGUGUUCUUUGACAGUUUUUUGCCUGAAAUAAUGACCUUAAGAGAGAUGUGGAGCAGUGUGAUGCAGUGUGUGGAAUAUUGUCACCUCUCCACAAUCUCCAGAUUAGGAGAAGGGAACAGAGCAAUGAAUUAGCCAAUGUAAAGAGGUUUAAGUAUUGUAUGGUUUGUGUUUUGCAAUUCUUCCCAUUCCAAUGAUGUGUCAUACCAACGGUCAGAUAAGACAGCGAAUGAGAAACUGGGAGAAUAUCUAGAAUCAAAUUUCCAAAAAGAAUAGCCUUUUGCAUGCAUAAAUUAAAUCAAUGCUGGUAAAUUGGGGGGGGGGAUAUAGCAACAUGUAGACUGUACAGGUAGUCCUUGAUUUACAAUAGUUUAUUGACCAUUCAAAAU
This is a messenger RNA of Pseudonaja textilis, 3362 nucleotides long. RefSeq names its product alpha-L-fucosidase 1 (gene FUCA1). The record is from RefSeq and is a predicted model, not a curated record. Gene Ontology annotation, biological process: glycoside catabolic process; fucose metabolic process. Gene Ontology annotation, molecular function: alpha-L-fucosidase activity. NCBI's taxonomy places the organism in Eukaryota, Metazoa, Chordata, Lepidosauria, Squamata, Elapidae. Gene Ontology annotation, cellular component: lysosome.